Molecule: messenger RNA, 2930 nt
Organism: Penaeus indicus
Lineage: Eukaryota; Metazoa; Arthropoda; Malacostraca; Decapoda; Penaeidae
Gene: Atg7
Product: ubiquitin-like modifier-activating enzyme ATG7
Exons: 16
Coding region: 100-2190 (696 amino acids)
Biological process (GO): piecemeal microautophagy of the nucleus; cellular response to nitrogen starvation; protein modification by small protein conjugation
Cellular component (GO): cytoplasm; phagophore assembly site
Molecular function (GO): Atg12 activating enzyme activity; Atg8 activating enzyme activity
Source: RefSeq, a predicted model, not a curated record
CCUCCCAUACGAAGUUCUGUCAAAAACCUCAAGACCUCCAGUAAUUCUUCCCAUAAGUUUCGUGAUAAAGCAGUUGAUGAUUUGGUAGCAGUGACCAUCAUGGGAGAUGCAGCAAUUUUGCAGUUUGCUCCCUUUAGUUCAGCCGUUGAUGCAGGAUUCUGGCACAAGUUUACUCAAUUAAAGUUAGAUGUGAUUCACUUGAGCAAAGAUCCCAUACCAGUCACGGGAAAUUAUGUCAACAGUGAUGCUGCAGGGCUACCGACACGACUUAGUGUGGAAUAUGAUGCUCUGGAGAGCAACCAGCCAGUACCUCACCUUUCAUUCCAAGCUGUUGGGACACUCAUCAACACAAACACGGUGGAAGAGUUCCGAAGCUGUGACAAAAUGGAGCUCCUGAAGUCAGCUGGAGCUUCUCUCUGGGAGGCCUUGACCUCAGAUCUAGCACUGGAGAACCCUUCUCUCUUGGCCUCCUUCCUCAUGUUUACUUUUGCUGACCUGAAAAAAUAUCAUUACUAUUACUGGUUUGCAUUCCCAGCCUUCACACUUCCAAAGACUGUUCCACUAGUCCAACAGCCCCAGCCCAUUACGUCACAGCUCACUGAAGACGAGAUUGCUUCACUGCUGGCAGCAUACAGUGCCAGAGAGACUGAUAAGAGCUCUGGAUUUUUCACCAUAAGGAAAAGGAGCAAAGAUUGGACUAUCCAUCCACUGAAGGAGUACCCAGUUCUACGAGCUGCAGCAUCUACUGAUGCAGAAGUGUUCCUGGGAUUUUGUGAUCCAUGCACCCUGCCUCAGAAUCCUGGAUGGCCCUUGCGAAAUCUUCUCACACUGGUUUUACUGAAAUGGUCAAAACAGUGGCCCGUCAACAAGAUCCUGUGCUUAAGAAUAAGAACAAGAAGUGGAGUUCAAGAUGCUAGUCACAGUAUAUUCAUUGAGGUUGACUUGGGAGGCAUUCUGGAUCAGAGCAGUAAUCUUGAGAUGCCUUCAUGUCUCGGAUGGGAAAAGAACGAAAGAGGAAAAAUGGGUCCUCGCAUGGUCAACCUUUCUUCCACAAUGGAUCCUACAAGAUUAGCUGAAUCAGCAGUAGACUUGAACCUAAAGUUGAUGAGGUGGAGAGUAGCCCCACAACUCAAUCUUCCAGUUAUACAAGGCACUCGCUGUUUACUCUUGGGAGCAGGUACUCUUGGCUGUGGCGUUGCACGUUGCCUCUUGGGUUGGGGUAUUCGCAACAUAACUUUCGUAGACAGUGGGAAGGUGUCCUUUAGCAAUCCCGUCCGCCAGAGUCUGUUUGUCUUUGACUCCUGUUUGAAUGGAGGAGAGACCAAAGCUACAGCAGCUGCCAAAGCCCUAAAGGACAUUUUCCCAAGAGUUAAUUCCAAUGGCAUAGUACUGAACAUUCCAAUGCCUGGACACACUGUCAGUGAUAGUCUGAUAGAUCAAGUCAGAAAAGAUGUGGAAACAUUAGAACAACUUGUAGAAGAACAUGAUGCCAUCUUUCUUCUUAUGGACUCGAGGGAAAGCAGAUGGCUUCCUUCCAUGCUGGGCUCAGCAAAGAGCAAGCUGGUCUUCACUGCAGCACUUGGCUUUGACUCUUACUUGGUCAUGCGUCAUGGAUUCCGACAAAGUGCAGAUGGAGCUGACGCUGCCUCUUGUAGCACCUCUGACCAACAGGGUGCAACGGCAGGUGCUGUUCCUGGAGCCCCCAUUCCUGGGAACCUAUUAGGAUGCUACUUCUGCAAUGAUGUUGUUGCACCUGGAGAUUCAACACGAGAUCGUACCUUAGAUCAGCAGUGCACUGUCACUCGUCCAGGUGUGUCUUACCUGGCUGCUGCCCAUGUUACUGAACUAAUGGUGUCAAUUUUGCAACAUCCAGACAGAGGAUUAGCAGAGGCAGGUAUCAGCAGUCAGCAGGAUGUGAAGGAAGGUGUAUUGGGACCAGUGCCUCACUCUUUGCGUGGAUUUUUGGGACAACACCAACAACUUACUCCUGCAACAGCUGCAUUCAAACAGUGUCCAGCAUGUUCUGACAAGGUGGUUUCAGCUUAUAGAAAAGAGGGCUUUGAAUUUCUCCUUAAGGUCUUCAAUACUCCAUCAUACCUGGAAGACAUCACAGGACUCAGUGCUCUCCAGCAGUGCACAGAUGACUCGCAGAUCUGGGAGCUGAGUGACAGUGAGGAGGAGAUGGAGUAACAAAACAAGGUUAAGUAAUUUAGUAACACAAAAUUUAGCAUUAUGUGUUGGUGUUAUUUAUUCUGAAGGAAAGAUUUAUAGUUAAUCUUGGGGUAAAAUGGAACAAAUAAGAUGAUUUGGGAUGAUGGAUAACUAGGUGUGUAAUGAUUUGUUAACAGAAACAGAUGAUAUUCAUAUUUGUGUCUCUUGUUGAAGUAAAUAGUUUCCAUGCUCUGGUUGAUAUAAUAUUCUUAUAAUAAAAUUGGAUACAUGGUAAUGAUAGAUAUGCAUUUCAAUGCCUGAGCUCAUCACAAAUAUGUUUAUACAAUAGCAGGUAAUAGUUACCUGAGUAUUUGCUAGCAUUUCAUCUUUGCUACAUAUUUUUUACAACAGCUUGUCCUUGCAUAAGAAUGGCCUUUGAAAAUAUGCAUAAUGAGCCUUAAAGUUCUAGGUGAAAGGAAGUGUAUUCCCACACACACACACACACACACACACAAACACAUAUGCCUUAUUAUUCUUACACACACACAGGUGAUUAUGAUAUAUAAAGAUGUAUGAGCAUACCUUUGACUAUUACAUAGUCAGUGGUAGGUAUGAAAUGGUCUGAGAAUUCUUAAUGAUUGUAUUUAUGUAAAAAUUUGGAACAGUGAUAUUGGGUUUGCUUUGUUUUCUAUGUGUUGGACUGUUUGCAAAAUUACAAGAUUAUUUGUUAAUGUGUAAUUUUGAGUGAUUGUUUCUGAAUAAAAUGUUUAUGUAACCAA